Messenger RNA from Metarhizium brunneum ARSEF 3297, 1758 nucleotides. RefSeq lists its product as uncharacterized. NCBI's taxonomy places the organism in Eukaryota, Fungi, Ascomycota, Sordariomycetes, Hypocreales, Clavicipitaceae. Gene Ontology annotation, biological process: protein catabolic process in the vacuole; cellular response to glucose starvation. The record is from RefSeq and is a predicted model, not a curated record.
AUGGCCGCUGUCCUCUCCUCCGAGGAGAGCAGCUACUUCUCGUCCUCGUCGCUGCGUCGCUCACAAUCGCAGACGAAUUUAGGGCACAGCUCGUCGUCGUUUCGGUCAACGCCCACGCCGCAAAUGUCCGCCCCCUUCAACCCGCCAUCCAAAGCCUAUACCGAUUCCGACCUUUCCUCAGCGCCCUCGUCUCCUCCCGCCAUCCAAGCCGAAUCCACCGACGUCUCUUUCUCCUCAACUCCUGCGAGCAACCUGUCAAUAUCUUCCGACUUUGACGAAACCUUGGGGAUCGACGAGAGUCCGGAAGACCACUUCAGCCUACCUCUGCUCUCGCAAGAAAAGUUCUUUCUGCAGCCCGAUUUCCAGCACGAUGACAACCUGGAACCACCCCCGAGCCCAAGGACGGGUCAUUCAUACACAGUCUCUCCCGCUGAGCCCGAGGUUUCUGUUGCCACAUCGGGUCCGGACACGCCCGACGUGACCGAGCAUGCUGAAGAUGACACGGCAGUGUCAAGCAGGCCGUCCCGGCAAGUGGACUACCUAUCCCAUGAUUGGAAAGAGGAAGACAUCUGGUCAUCUUGGAGGUACAUCAUCUCCAAAAGAGGCGAAUUCGCCAACAGUGCUAGAUUGGAAAACGCCUCUUGGAGGACUUGGAUGAAGGCUAGGAACAAUCUCAAGACCAUCUCACCCGAGGAACUGAACUGGCUCAAAGAUUGUGACGUUACUUGGCUUUAUGGGCCUCUGCAGUGCGGUCCCAAGAAUGUGAACCCAACAGGCACAGAACCGUCAAGUUUGACUCUAUCAAAAACGGACUCACUGGUCAAUCUAAACAAAAAGCCUAUCCUCAAGAAGAGGAGCAUGUCCGAAGUCAUGCUGCAAAGGUCUCUUGUGUCUGCAUCCUUGUUGAAACAGGCUACAGCGGCAGUUCAGGCUCAAGAAACCCGAGGUGUCUUGAAAUAUGGCACAGACAAGUCCAACGCGGAGUACUAUGUUGCCUACCCUCUUUCUGUCCGAAGGGGAAGUCAAGGUACCAGCAGCUCCAUUGCAGCCUCCACCGACUCGUCAAAUAUUUCCUCCCCUUUCCCGGAGCGAAAACACAUUCAUUUUAAUGAACAGGUAGAGCAGUGUAUCGCUGUUGAUGUCAAGGACGAUGAGGAGGAGGACUAUGCCCAUGAUGUUGGCGAAGACAGCGACUCCGACGAUGGUGGCGUCAUGAUGAAGCGAGUCAAACCUAAGAGGCGUGCCCCUUCAUCCAAGAAGCGGAACAAGAAGCCUACCAAUGCCGAAGGCAAGAUCAUUGCCAAACUGCCAUCGACUACGCUCAAAUAUCGAAGCGACACACCAGAACCGCGAGAAACCGCCAUGAAGCAUAGCACAGGUGUCUACCGGAGCCCGUUGAUAUCGCCCUCGUCUUCUCAGGAAACCCUUCGACCCGCGAAGCAGUCAUCGAGGUUCUUUUUUGGAGAGAAAGACGAUGAUGACGACGAUAAUGGCUUUAGCGACGCAACUUUGGCUGCUAGCUCGGGCUGGCGAUCUCCACCCGGGGGUGCAGUCGGUGGCGGCAUUCACCGGUCGUCUUCUUCGGGGAGUCUGACUGACGAGCCAGCCGGCAUGCGCCGCACUGCCUCGGGCAUGUUCAUGCCUUGUGAGGAGGGAGAAGCCUCGAACGGCGAUGGCCUUUUAGGUCGGGUUAUCGAAACCGUCAACACUGCGCGGGAUAUUGCGCAUGUGAUUUGGAAUGUUGGAUGGAGGAAAUGA